AUGGCGAUACUAAUAUCGUGGUGGAUAUUUCCCUUCAUAUCCUCCCUGAUGUGGCUCAGUAUGCUGCUUGGCCUUCUCCUCGAAUGGGUCACCAAUGGCGAAGCACAUCUCCCAUCGAUGGAGCCAAGUCAAACGAUAGCCUACAUCUCUGAUACGGGUGCUUUCAAUUUGAAGCCACUCUUCAUCGCCGGCUCCUUCGUAACCGUCAUCUUCCUCGACAUCGGCUUUUUCGCAGAGCGUUGGCUGAGGCACACGGGUCGGUUGGCAAAGAACACCAGCCGUACACAGAAGGCUUUGAGCGUUCUGUCGCUCUUCUUUGCGCUGAUUGGUGCAGCUGGAUUAUGCCUGCUGAGCAUCAUGGACACCUACCGCCAUUCGCGCAUCCACAAUCUCGGUCUGGGAUUGUUCAUCAUCGGAUAUGUCAUUUCUGCCAUCUUCCUCUGCGCAGAGUAUCAAAGGCUCGGCAUUCACUACCGCCACCACAGGGUCCUAGCAGCUUCUUUCUGGGUCAAGCUUGCCUUCAUCGUCAUUGAGGUUGCCCUGGCGAUCGCUUUCAUUGUACACUCUUCAGUAACUCACGACUGGAAUACUGCAGCUAUUCUCGAAUGGGCGGUCUCUUUCGUCUUUACCUUCUACAUCAUGUCCUUUGUUAUCGAUCUACUUCCUUCCGUAAGAACGAAGAGCCACAUCCCUCAGGGUCACAAGGACAUGAUCAUGGCUGAGAGUGGUAUGCCACUUGGGGAUCGACAACGAUUCAGCCAGUCAAGUACCACAUAUGAGUCGAAUCUGGUCAACGACAGCGCAGGGCCAAACCAGCCAGGUGCCAAGUAUGAAGUUCCUGCUGGAGCACCAGCGCCCAGGCGUGGGUUGCCAAGGUUGUUCUCGAAUUUGGCUUAA
This is a messenger RNA of Lithohypha guttulata, 897 nucleotides long. RefSeq lists its product as uncharacterized. Lineage: Eukaryota; Fungi; Ascomycota; Eurotiomycetes; Chaetothyriales; Trichomeriaceae. The record is from RefSeq and is a predicted model, not a curated record. Bases 1 to 897 code for a protein of 298 amino acids. The transcript has a single exon. Gene Ontology annotation, cellular component: plasma membrane.